Messenger RNA from Diceros bicornis minor, 1398 nucleotides. RefSeq names its product histamine N-methyltransferase (gene HNMT). The transcript has 7 exons. Lineage: Eukaryota; Metazoa; Chordata; Mammalia; Perissodactyla; Rhinocerotidae. The record is from RefSeq and is a predicted model, not a curated record. Bases 128 to 1006 code for a protein of 292 amino acids. Gene Ontology annotation, molecular function: N-methyltransferase activity.
AUCAGUUUAAAGUCCAAGUGCUGAGGGAUGUGAAGGCAUGAAGCUCUCCUACAGACAGCAGGGAGGCAGAUGACAGACUAUGUGGAAGAUUUCAGCAGCUGUAGAUUUUUGAAACUGAAAACCAAAUAUGGCAUCUUCCAUGAGGAGCUUGUUUUCUGACCACAGCAGAUACGUUGAUUCUUUUCGGAGGUUUCUCGACAAUUCCACGGAACACCAGUGCAUGCAGGAAUUCAUGGACAGGAAGCUGCCAGGCAUAAUAGCAAGGAUUGGAGACACAAAAUCAGAAAUUAAGAUUCUAAGCGUUGGUGGAGGUGCAGGUGAAAUUGAUCUUCAAAUUCUCUCCAAAGUGCAGGCUCAAUAUCCAGGGGUUCAUAUCAACAAUGAAGUUGUUGAACCAAGUGCUGAACAAAUUGCCAAGUACAAAGAGCUUGUAGCCAAGACAUCAAACCUCAAGAACAUAAAGUUUUCUUGGCAUAAGGAGACAUCAUCUGAAUAUCAAAAUAGAAUGAUGGAGAAAAAAGAACUUCAAGAGUGGGACUUUAUUCAUAUGAUUCAGAUGCUAUAUUAUGUAAAAGAUAUUCCAGCUACUCUGAAAUUCUUCCAUAGUCUCUUAGCUACCAAUGCUAAGAUUCUCAUUAUUCUUGUGUCAGGAACCAGUGGCUGGGAAAAACUAUGGAAAAAGUACGGAUCUCGCUUACCCCGGGAUGACCUCUGCCAGUAUGUCACAUCAUCGGACCUCACUCAGAUGCUGGACAAGCUGGGGAUUAAGUAUGAAUGUUAUGACCUUCUGUCCACCAUGGAUAUAUCUGACUGUUUUAUUGAUGGCAGUGAAAAUGGAGACCUUCUUUGGGAUUUUUUGACAGAAACCUGCAACUUUAAUUCAACAGCACCACCCGAUCUCAAGGCAGAAAUUAUGAAAGAUCUGCAAGAGCCUGAAUUCAGUGUAAAGAAAGAAGGAAAGGUUCUUUUUAAUAAUAGUCUGAGUUUCAUAGUGGUUGAGGCAUAAAUAUCAAUCAUGAGAGUGUCUUCAAAAAUUAUAUUUUGAACAAUGUUGAUCAUUCACUUAUUUCCGUAUUAAAAUUACAAAUACAUCUCAUAACAUAAAUAGAGCAUUGUCUCUUAUAUGUAAAAUCUAGAAAAUUCCAAGACAGUCUUGGAUUUCCAUGUAGAAACAUAUGAUAUCGCUGGUCUUAUCCCAUCUCUUCUCCACAUAAAGAGACUACAUGUAGGCUAAAUACCACAUAAGCUGGAAAAAUGAGACAACUAAGUUUCACUGGCUUAUUGACAAUAAAAUCCUUUCCAUUUGUUGAUUGUACUGGAAUUUCGUGGAAUACUAAUGAAGUAUGUGCUAUGAAUUCUUUAAAUACUAGUAAAGUAUAUACUUACUGAUACCUCGAA